Messenger RNA from Branchiostoma belcheri (Belcher's lancelet), 3320 nucleotides. RefSeq lists its product as uncharacterized. The transcript has a single exon. Bases 353 to 3310 code for a protein of 985 amino acids. The record is from RefSeq and is a predicted model, not a curated record. NCBI's taxonomy places the organism in Eukaryota, Metazoa, Chordata, Leptocardii, Amphioxiformes, Branchiostomatidae.
UGUUAAGAGAUUCUGUCAGACAAAAGUUUAAUGUAACACCCCUACUGGUUGGAAUGGUACGUCCCUGAGUUAAUGAGUCGGAUAAUUUGCAUGUGUCCGACCUUUUGAGGAAAUGACCCAAGAAUUGCGGGGACGAAUGACAACAACAUGUUUGCUCCGAGGUGACGGGAAAAUUCUGCAGUUUUUGUACAAACAGUUGCGCCAGAAUCGAGUGUGCGUUAUCCAAGGUGACCCGCACAAUGCUUUACAAGGCCCAGGUCGGCUGGCCUGCGGCGGUUUGUCGGUGGUUUUACCGACCUAGUCUGCCACUUCAUGUGGGUUCAACGGCCGACUGACGGGCAAACAGAACAACAUGGGAGACCAGACUGUGACAGCACAGGGUGAAGGAGACAAGGACGCUAGUUCGGAAGAUGUUGAUUCUAAACCACAACGGGCCAUUUCAGACAUUGGAGCAAAGAACAGGCUGUCGUGGUACAAUUUCUUCUCUCGUGGACGCGGGAACGUGUCCGGUGACGUCGCAGGUCAGGAGGCCGCAGCAGACGAGAGUUCGGCGGUUACCGCGGUAGAGUCUGAGACUGACACACCUCAGGCGGGAAGUACUAGCACGCCCACAACAAGCGAAGAACACAGCAGCAGUCUGGAGGACUGGUUCCUGUCGAACGAGGAGGAACACGAGGAUUUCAUCAGCGAGGUUCAGCUGGACACGCUGGUGAUUAUGGAGGUGGAGGAGGACGAACCCGUGCGGCCCACACAGCGAGGGGACUGGUACACUCUCCUGUGGCGCUCCCACUCCGAGUCGUCAUCAGGGUCGCCCAGUGAAGGCGACAGACGGUGGUCUAUAGCAGACGAGUUGGAAGUGUCCCCUGUUCUAACAAAGAUAAUGGAGGAAGACUAUCACGAGAAGGACACUGGCAAUAAAAACGGGUUGAUGUGUGACCUUGAGCAUCUGGAGAUGACAAAAGACGGUAGAUUUGCUCCCUUGGGCGGUGACCCAGAAGAACCAUUGCCGGGGAAACAGGUAGGGACAGAAGCAGGGACAGGGACAGAGGUUCAGAAAGAUCUUGUUAGACAGGGACAAAUAGAGAAGUCCCUGAUGCGCUGGUUAGACGCAGGGUUUCAAGGGAACGUGUUUGUAGAGGAGGCCGAGUGGGAGGACGCGCAGUACGGCACUGACGACAGUUACGGGGAGGGUGACGAGUCCUACGACAGCGAUGACGAAGACGAAGACGUGUUUGUUGAAGACAUGGCUGAGAGUAGCCCGGAAGCAUUCUCGCCGUUUCUACAGGGGCAAGGGUCAGACACACCAAACGAGGCUGUUGUCAUCGCUUCGUGUUUCGGUAUCGCCGGCCCUUAUGUGAGAAGCACCCUUCAACGGCGACUGUCAGUAAUCCUGGAACUCUCGGACUCCGACAGCUCGGGAACAGAGCCGAAUACAACAGAGCAUGAGACAAGCGGACAGGAAGUACACAUUGUCGAUACAAGGUCUACGUCGGGUAAGCAACCGGCGGAAACCGCAACUACCAUGUCAGCCGAAACAAACGUCCACAACUCUGUCGGUUCAUCAGAAGGGACUGAAAGCGAGGGGCCCUCUAUAAACACGUUACUAGAUUGCUCGAGAGAAGAUAUUGCUACUUUGAAUGAGACAGUAGUGCCCGACAGCCUUUGUCCAGCUGGCGCGACGGAGGACAAACCUCCACUCAAGGCAGAAGCGACCAAAGAAGACAUCAUCCCCUUUUCAGCUGAUAGUUCAGCAAAAACAAAGUUUGACACAGAAAAUGUACUCUCUGAAGAGACAGAAAAUGUUGACACUGAACUUGACACCAGUAAUGUAAUCGAUGUGGACAUCUCACUAAGAGUAACGACAGAGGCAAAGCCACCUAGUACAGACACCACCCCCGAGGCAACAGUCAUAACUAGCGACAAUGAGCUAGACAAAGUAGCACAACCAGCCCACAUCGUGCCGUCAGCUAUGGUACAUUCGGGAGGGGAGACAACAGAGGUCAGGGGUAUCGAGAAAAGACAGACCGAACCGGACAUUACUGCAUCAGUUAAAAAUAAAGCUGGCAAACUACUUCGGAUGUCUAUGACUACUUCCGGUGACAAUGAUGUGGACGUAAACGAACGGAACGACAUCAACGCCAACAAUAUAAGAACUCUGACUGGUGCUAACGAAGUGGAAACGACAGCGACAGACAUCGAAAAAUACAUCCACAUGACGUUAAGUGACCCCAGCAGUGGGAUGAUUUUCGAUAUAGAUCCCACUGUUGAGACUGUUCCCUGGUCGAUUGCAACAGCUGUUCUCAGCGAAAAAGAUAGGAUGAAAACCCAAAACCAGGACGUGGACGGAACAACAAUCAAAUGUGAAAUCUUUAAACCAGAAUCACGUCAUGAGAACAUUACCAACGAAGAAAGUAGUACAGCAGAACUUUCAGGCUUAGUGGCCGGAGAGGACGCAGGGAAGGACAACGAUCGUGAGGACACGGCUGGUACUGACAAAACUGUGAGCAGAAUGGAGAGAAUUGAAGAUAAUGGUGGACACGAAUUGCAAACUACUGACAUCGCCACGCCACUGAAGACCAGUGUGGAUGACACAGCUGAUACGGCGGAGAAGACAGGGACUGACAGUGUCGCUGAUGAACUGGGGAAUACACAAACAGACUACACAGAGAGGCUACAGACAACUGACUCUGAAGACACCAUGGCUAAAGCAGAGAUAACUGAGGCUGAGAAAACUCCUUAUAAUAGCUGUGAUAUGGAUGCAGGGGACACCAUUGAUGCUGACAACAUCACACCCAGACCAGAGACUACUGACGUCACGACAAAAAGACUACAGACCGUGAUGCAUGAGGACAAGCCUGCACAGAUGGACAUCCAGGUCGGCGAGGAACACAGCGGCAUUAAGUCGUCAGGGAAUGAUUCUACGAAAACAGAAACGAUCCACAACACCGACGAAACAAAGAGCUCUAGUGCAUUUCCACAGGAAUUCGGAGCUAAGAAACACUACAGAGAACUGGACAAAAUAGAGGGAUACGAGAUAAACAACUCUGUGCCAGAAAUGCAAGUAAUGAACGAAUGGUUGUCAGCCGUUUUGACAGUAAAGACAGACCAGGUAGUCAGCGAGAGCAUCGGUUCUGAUUCAGACAGUGAGGAUGAGACCAGGUACGCGGUGUUAGACCGUGCUGAGGUGUACGUCUGGUCUGAGUCUGGGUCAGAAAGUGAGGAGGAACAUGAGUCUGACAAAGUGGAUGUACCGAUUCCGGCCGGGGGAAAUGUAGGCAAGAAUAGGAAGGGUAGAUGUGCUGUACAGUAGAUAGUUUGCU